AGCUUCUUUUUCGAAUUUCAAAACCCAAUGGAGCCAUCACCACAGUGACACUCCUCCUCGCUCCCUCGCUCUCUCCUCUUUCUCUUUCUAAAUGACAAUUACAGCCUACCACAAUUAAAUCAUCAAUCAAUCAGAUUAAGAUAUACAGAAUUACAGAUAGAUACAGCAGUAAAUGGUAUGGUCUAGGAAGAACAAGGAAGGUGAAAGUGAAGUAUUAGCACCAGGUUUUCUGCAGAGAGUGGCGAUUGCAGUAAUGGGCUGUUUUUUUGGAUGUUUUCGUAUCAAAGAUUCCCAACCUCACCUCGUCUUAGGCCCUACUACUGAGACGGGGGUAACCACCCGCAACCGGAAUGCCCUGUCAUCGCUAUUCCUUUCAGAUGAUGAUUCAUGUCAAGAGGCAGAGAAAAAUCAGAAAUUGGAUAAUUCUCAGCUUGAAGAACUGGAUGUUCGGGAGCUCAAGGCGGAGGUCUGUUUCUAAAUAAAUGUUAAAGGU
This is a messenger RNA of Olea europaea var. sylvestris, 493 nucleotides long. RefSeq lists its product as uncharacterized. Lineage: Eukaryota; Viridiplantae; Streptophyta; Magnoliopsida; Lamiales; Oleaceae. The record is from RefSeq and is a predicted model, not a curated record. Bases 173 to 478 code for a protein of 101 amino acids. The transcript has 3 exons.